UAGAGAGAAAAAAGGAGAAAGCAGGAGCAGCAGCCGCAAUCCGACCUCUGCAACAGCUUUACCAUGAACACCUACCUCUUUAUGUAUGACUUAAUGCAAUUCUGUGGACAUUCCUGGAUAUUUACAAAUAUGAUCAUCAGGUUCAUGUCAUUUGGAAAAGAUUCGUUGGCUGACACAUUUUACUCCAUAGGACUUGUAAUGCGCCUUUGCCAGUUGUUAUCUAUACUGGAGAUCCUACACAUCCUCAUUGGCAUUGAUAAAAGCUGUUUCUUCCCCAGGUUUUUGCAGAUCACUGAGAGAAUAAUUGUUUUAUUUGUCGUGAUCAACAGUCAGGAAGAAGUUCAAGGAAAAUACAUCGUGUGUGUUUUAUUUUUCCUUUGGAAUUUAUUAGAUGUGGUCAGGUACACUUACAACAUGUUAGCAAGGACGGGAAUAUACUACCUACCACUAACGUGGCUCAACUUCUCACUGUGCAUCCCACUCUAUCCCCUUUCAGUUCUGGCUAAAGCAUUUACAAUUUGUGUAUCACUGCCUUAUUUUGAAUCCUUUGGCACAUACUCCAUCAAGCUACCAUUUCCAUUCGCCUUCUCAAUCUACUUCCCCUAUGUUCUGAAAAUGUACCUGCUAGUGCUGUUUAUAGGUAUGUGCUUUAUCAUCCAGAACCUUUUCUUCGAAAGGAAGGCACACCUAGGGACAGGCAACAUCAAAAAGAAGCAAAGCUAAGUUGAUACUUUGUUUGGAAAUAAGAAAUAUAAUCCCAGUGGUCUGCUGCAUACCAUAGGUGAAAAAGAAAUUAGACAAAGAUUUUGAAUGCAAAACUCCUGUUUGCAUAUACAUUAUCUGGCUGUGUAGGAUUUUCAGAAAAGAUAGAUCUCUUCAAUGCACCUCAAAAAUGGAGCAGCUCAAAAGAACUAGUUACUUUUCAAAGCUUUGACUGCAAAGGAGUUUUAAAAAUGAAUGUAUUUUUUCUAACAUAUAUUAGAGAACUCUGGAAAAAAACUGAAGAGUGCCUCCACUCACAAUCACACUAACAGCCCUUAUUUUGGUGUUAAUUGUUGCCUCAUUAGCAACAGUUAUUCUGUAAUGACAAUACCUUUUAAUCUAUAAAAUUAUUUUAUACUAGGCCAACAUGCAUGUGCCUCAUAUAUAUAAAUGCUAAAUUGGCUAGAACUGGAAUCUCUCAAGGAGCAGAAGCUGGAAACUUUGCAACCUAUGAGAUUCGUAUGCUGAUUAGCCCCAGACAUUCACAAAGGAUCCCUCACAUUCUGGCCCAACCCUCACUUUUCCAAACAAGAUUCCAGAAAAUGCAGCUAAACCACAAAGGCAAGUGAUCAGGUACUCAUCUACUAUAUAUUCAAGGGGAUAUUUAAGGGUCAGAAGUAAAAACUUAAAAUCAUGUGUCUGACUGACAUUAAGAAGCUCUUUCCCCAUAGUGAUUUUCUUCCAUGCUGAACAGCAGAAAGAUAUGCAAAAGAAGUGUGAUGUAGUCAUGCCAAAUAUAUGUUGUUCUUUAACUGGAAGUGAACGACUAUCAAAAGCCAUGUGCAAAAUUCUAGCCAUUUUACUCAAGUGUGUUGCUCCCCACACUUCUGUAGGACUAUCUGUGAGAAUGCAACUAGAACUAGUCUCUUCAGAGGUUAGGAAUGAAGAACAUGGACAGCAACCCAGUGGACUGCAGAGGCAAACAUGAAUAAAUACUGCCUGGAGGCUCGCAAGGGCUCUUCUCAUGUUUCAUCCACAUUGAUUAUCACCUACAUUUGAAUUCAAGCAGGUUGGGGAGAAAAGUGAGGCUAUUUUUUUUGACCUUGACUGAAAACUGGGGCAAGGGAGGAAAGAUAAUAGUUGGAGGGAAGAUAAUAUUUCAAGGAAAAAUGAACACUAUCACAAUAUGAAGAGGCUUUUGCCUGUAUGACUUUCUAAACCAUGCAGCCUGAGAGAGUAUACAAGGAAAGAGUGAAGCUGGUCUUGAAGAACUCAGUUGUUACAAAAAGUCACCUACUAUCAUUUUUAUUUAUUUAAUGUAUGUGGCAGACAAUGCCUGCAGACUAUUGUGACCACUGGAGUAUUUGCAAACCAUAGGCAGCAAGGUCAUGCAUGCAAUAGUAUAGGGUCAACCCUGGAUUUUAUUUUUUUUUUUAAACCACCGAAAACAGAGGUAGGAACCUGGAACUUACAGAAACAGAAGUACUUCCACUUUGGACUUCUGGCUGACCCAAACUAAUUCAAGGGUGGAUAAUGUGAGGAAACAUAUAGAUCAGUUGAAGAGGAUGACAGCUUUGAAGAAGAGAGCCAGAAUAAGAACACUUCACAUCAAACCGCUAUAUAACACACUAAAGGUGAAACAUGGACAUUUUUCCCCUUGGAAAUUCAAUCCAAUGUGUUUAUCAUCAAACUGCCUGGAGUUAAGACACCCUGUAGGAGGAAACGUGGCAUAUGAUACUGCAUUGGGUCUACAUGGCAAGGCUUUGGCAGUAGGAAAGCUGCAGGGAUGGCCUCUAUGAGAAGCCGCCAGGGGCUUCCCCCAUGCCAGACACAGCUGGUUCCAGCCAGCUCUGAAACAGAGCCACCAUGGGAUACUGCUAAGCCAAAUAGCAAAGUUGAUGGCACCUCUGUGAAAACAUAUUUAAGAAAAAGUAAAAAACGCUAUGCAGCAGCUGUGAAAGAGAAGAAUAAGAAAAAUGUGAGAGGAACAGCUCUGCAGACACCAAGGUAUGUUGGGAAGGAGAGGAGGAGGUGCUCCAUGCACUGUAGCAGAUUCUCCUCCGGCCCACGUAGAAGACCCUGGUGGAACAGGUUGUCCCUCUGCAGCCCAUGGAGGACCAUGCUAGACAAGGUAACUACACUGCAGUCUGUGGAGGACCCCACACUGCAGCAGGUGGAUGUGCCCUGAAGGAAGCUGCAGCCCACAAAAGAACCCAUGCAGGAGCAAGUUCCUGGCAGCAACUGUGGCCCGUGAGGGACCCACACUCGAGCAGCCUUUUCCAGAUGGACUGUACCCCAUGGCACGGGCCCAUGCUAGAGCAGUUCUUGAAGAGCUGCAGCCUGUGAGAAGAAACCAUGUUGGAGCAGUUCACAGAGGACUGUAUCCCAUGGGAGGGACCCUAAGCUGGAGCAGGGGAACAGGGUGAAUCACAGAAUCCUUAAGGCUGGAAAAAUCCUAUAAGAUCAUCAAGGCCAACCAUCAACCCAACACCACCAUGCCCAUGAAACCAUGUCCCGAAGUGCCAUGUCCACAUGUUCCUUGAACACCUCCAGGGAUGGUGACUCCACCACUUCCUUGGGCAGCCUGUUCCAAUGCUUCACCACUCUCUCAGUAAAGAAAUUUUUCCGGAUAUCCAGCCUGAACCUCCCGUGGCACAAUUGAAGCCAUUUCCUCUUGUCCUAUCACUUGUGACUUGAGAGAAGAGACCAACAUCCACCUCAACACAACCUCCUUUCAGGUAAUUGUAGAGAGCCAUAAGGUCUCCCUUCAGCCUCCUCUUCUCCAGACUGAACAACCCCAGUUCUCUCAGCCGCUCCUCAUAAGAAGAGGAACAAGCAGCAGAGAUGAAGGUUUAUGAACUGACUGAUACACCCAUUCCCUACCCACCUUGUACCACCUGGGGAGGGAAGAGGAAUGAAAGAGUGAAGUUGAGCCUAGGAAGAAGGGAGGGGUGGGGGGAAGGUGUUUUUAGUUUUGUCUUUGUUUCUUACCAUCCUACUCUACUUUUAAUUAGCAAUAAAUUACUCUUCCCCAAGUUGAAUCUGGUUUUGCGACAGUAAAUGGUAAAUGAUCUCCCUGUCUUGAUGU
Gavia stellata (red-throated loon) is the source of this 3790-nucleotide messenger RNA. It is a transcript of the gene HACD4, whose product is annotated as 3-hydroxyacyl-CoA dehydratase 4. Gene Ontology annotation, cellular component: endoplasmic reticulum membrane. The record is from RefSeq and is a predicted model, not a curated record. NCBI's taxonomy places the organism in Eukaryota, Metazoa, Chordata, Aves, Gaviiformes, Gaviidae. The coding region runs from base 64 to 723 and encodes 219 amino acids. The transcript is spliced from 7 exons. Gene Ontology annotation, molecular function: 3-hydroxyacyl-CoA dehydratase activity. Gene Ontology annotation, biological process: sphingolipid biosynthetic process; fatty acid elongation; very long-chain fatty acid biosynthetic process.